AUGAAAUCCAACCAAGAGCGGAGCAACGAAUGCCUGCCUCCCAAGAAGCGCGAGAUCCCCGCCACCAGCCGGUCCAGCGAGGAGAAGGCCCCCGCCCUGCCCAGCGACAACCACCGGGUGGAGGGCGCAGCAUGGCUGCCGGGCAACCCUGGUGGCCGGGGCCACGGGGGCGGGAGGCACGGGCCGGCAGGGACCUCAGCGGAGCUUGGUUUACAACAGGGAAUAGGUUUACACAAAGCAUUGUCCACAGGGCUGGACUACUCCCCACCCAGCGCGCCCAGGUCUGUCCCCGUGGCCACCACGCUGCCCGCCGCGUACGCCACCCCACAGCCAGGGACCCCGGUGUCUCCCGUGCAGUACGCUCACCUGCCACACACCUUCCAGUUCAUUGGGUCCUCCCAGUACAGCGGGACCUACGCCAGCUUCAUCCCGUCACAGCUGAUCCCCCCAACCGCCAACCCCGUCACCAGUGCGGUGGCCUCGGCUGCAGGGGCCACCACUCCAUCCCAGCGCUCCCAGCUGGAGGCCUAUUCCACUCUGUUGGCCAACAUGGGCAGUCUGAGCCAGGCGCCGGGACACAAGGCUGAGCAGCAGCCGCAGCAGCCGCCACCGCCGCAGCAGCACCUCAGCAGGGCUCCGGGGCUCAUCACCCCGGGGUCCCCCCCACCCGCCCAGCAGAGCCAGUACGUCCACAUUUCCAGUUCUCCGCAGAGCACCGGCCGCACCGCCUCUCCUCCAGCCAUCCCCGUCCACCUCCACCCCCAUCAGACGAUGAUCCCACACACACUCACCCUGGGCCCCCCCUCCCAGGUCGUCAUGCAAUACGCCGACUCCGGCAGCCACUUUGUCCCUCGGGAGGCCACCAAGAAAGCCGAGAGCAGCCGGCUGCAGCAGGCCAUCCAGGCCAAGGAGGUCCUGAAUGGUGAGAUGGAGAAGGGCCGGCGGUACGGGGCCCCGUCCUCAGCCGACCUGGGCCUGGGCAAGGUGGGUGGCAAGUCGGUCCCUCACCCGUACGAGUCCAGGCACGUGGUGGUCCACCCGAGCCCCUCCGACUACAGCAGUCGCGACCCCUCGGGGGUCCGGGCCUCUGUCAUGGUCCUGCCCAACAGCAGCACGCCCGCGGCCGACCUGGAGGUGCAGCAGGCCACUCAUCGCGAGGCCUCCCCCUCCACCCUCAACGACAAAAGCGGCCUGCACUUAGGGAAGCCGGGCCACCGGUCCUAUGCGCUCUCACCCCACACGGUCAUUCAGACCACACACAGUGCUUCAGAGCCACUCCCGGUGGGACUGCCAGCCACAGCCUUCUACGCGGGGACUCAACCCCCUGUCAUCGGCUACCUGAGCGGCCAGCAGCAAGCGAUCACCUACGCCGGCAGCCUGCCCCAGCACCUGGUGAUCCCCGGCACACAACCCCUGCUCAUCCCGGUCGGCAGCACUGACAUGGAAGCGUCGGGGGCAGCUCCGGCCAUCGUCACGUCGUCCCCCCAGUUUGCUGCAGUGCCUCACACGUUUGUCACCACCGCCCUUCCCAAGAGCGAGAACUUCAACCCGGAGGCCCUGGUCACCCAGGCCGCCUACCCGGCCAUGGUGCAGGCCCAGAUCCACCUGCCCGUGGUGCAGUCUGUGGCCUCCCCCGCAGCGGCUCCCCCCACGCUGCCUCCCUACUUCAUGAAAGGCUCCAUUAUCCAGUUGGCCAACGGGGAGCUGAAGAAGGUGGAAGACUUAAAAACGGAAGAUUUCAUCCAGAGUGCAGAGAUAAGUAACGACCUGAAGAUCGACUCCAGCACGGUGGAGAGGAUCGAAGACAGCCAUAGUCCGGGCAUGGCCGUGAUACAGUUCGCCGUCGGGGAGCACCGAGCCCAGGUCAGCGUUGAAGUUUUGGUAGAGUAUCCUUUUUUUGUGUUUGGACAGGGCUGGUCUUCCUGCUGUCCGGAGAGAACCAGCCAGCUCUUUGAUUUGCCGUGUUCCAAACUCUCAGUUGGGGAUGUCUGCAUCUCGCUGACCCUCAAGAACCUGAAGAACGGCUCUGUUAAAAAGGGCCAGCCCGUGGAUCCCGCCAGCGUCCUGCUGAAGCACUCAAAGGCCGACGGCCUGGCGGGCAGCAGACACAGGUAUGCCGAGCAGGAAAACGGAAUCCACCAGGGGAGUGCCCAGAUGCUGUCUGAGAAUGGCGAACUGAAGUUUCCAGAGAAAAUGGGAUUGCCCGCAGCACCCUUCCUCACCAAAAUAGAACCCAGCAAGCCUCCGGCCACGAGGAAGAGGAGGUGGUCGGCGCCGGAGAGCCGCAAACUGGAGAAGUCAGAAGAUGAACCACCUUUGACUCUUCCUAAGCCUUCUCUAAUUCCUCAGGAGGUUAAGAUUUGCAUUGAAGGCCGGUCUAAUGUAGGCAAGUAGAGGCAGCGUGGGGAAAGGAAACGUGGCUCUCCCUUAUCAUUUGUAUCCAGAUUACUGUACUGUAGGCUAAAUAACACAGUAUUUACAUGUUUUCCUCUUAUUUUAGGUUUCUGUUCUAACCUUGUCAUUAGAGUUACAGCAGGUGUGUCGCAGGAGACUGGUGCAUAUGCUUUUUCCACGAGUGUCAGUGAGCAGGCGGGAGGAAGGGGGCUCCAGGCAUCCCCUGGGAAGAAAGGAGUGGGGCUUCAGGGGCACCCGCCUUCUCUAGCAGCACAGAAGCAGCCCGGGGCGCUGACUCCUGCUAGUUUCAGGGGAAAGUUCCGUGGGAAGGGUCCUGCAGAGUUGCAGGGGUGCAUGCAUGUGGGGGUGCAGAGGCGCUGUGGUGGCCGGUGAGGGUCUCUUUUUCUCUGCCUCCCUCUCUCGCUAUCAGCAUGGGACUGGGGAUUCAGAGCAGGGUCCUCCUGGGGUUCCCAUGUACACGAUCAACAGCAGGAACCCAGCUUCAGGGCAUCGCAGAGACGCGUCAGAUGGCAGAUUUGGAAAGCUAACCAUUUAAAAGAACAUUUUUCUCUCCAACAUUUUACAGUAAAAGCAACUUUUAAUUGUAUAGAUAUAUAUUUCCCCCUAUGGGGCCUGACUGCACUGAUAUCUUUUUUUUUUUUUUUAAAGAGCAACUGCCACAUGCGGGAUUUCAUUUCUGCUUUACUAGUGCAGUGAUGUCACCAGGGUGUCGUGGACAGGGAAGCCCCUGCUGUCAUGGCUCCACGUGGGGUAAGGGGGUUUGGGGGUGGGGCGGGGAGAGAGUGAACACCCACGCUGGUUCCUGUGCAGUGUCAGGAAGACCUAUCAGGUUACUGCCUUGACUUCACUCCCAAGAGGUAGAUGCAAACUGCCCUUCCGUGACAGCAACGGAAGCUCUUCUCAAUGAGUUUGCAAAAUCUGUCUUUUAAUUCUAGUACUGUUUAUAGUUCAUGACUAUGGACAACUCGGGUGCCACUUUUUUUUUUUUUCAGAUUCCAGUGUGACAUGAGGAAUUAGAUUUUGAAGAUGAGCAUAUAUUACUAUCUUUAAGCAUUUAAAAAUACCGUUCACACUUUAUUACCAAGCAUCUUGGUCUCUCAUUCAACAAGUACUGUAUCUCAUUUUAAACUCUUUGGGAAGAGGAAAAAAAAAAAAAACUAAGUUGCUUUCUUUUUUUCCAACACUGUAACUACAUUUCAGCUCUGCAGAAUUGCUGAAGAGCAAGAUAUUGAAAGUUUCAAUGUGGUUUAAAGGGAUGAAUGUGAAUUAUGAACUCGUGUGUGACAAUAAAUGACCAAGUACUACCUGACAGGAGGCACUUUCACUUUGAUGUCUGAGAAACAGUUACAGGCAUAUGCAGAGUGGGCAGAGGAACUGAGGAAAGGGAUGGAGAAGAGAAUACUCAUUUUUGUCCAGUGUUUUUCUUUUUAAGAUGAACUUUUAAAGAACCUUGCAAUUUGCACAUCUUGAGUUUGUAAUUUGUGUGAUAUUCCUGCAGUUUUUAUCCAAUAACAUUGUGGGAAAGGUUUGGGGGACUGAACGAGCAUAAAUAAAUGUAGCAAAAUUUCUUUCUAACCUGCCUAAACUCUAGGCCAUUUUAUAAGGUUAUGUUCCUUUGAAAAUUCAUUUUGGUCUUUUUACCACAUCUGUCACAAAAACCCAGGUCUUAGUGGGCUCUUAGAAACUCUGAGAAUUUUCUUCAGAUUUGUUGAGUUUUCCAUAAAAACAUUUAUAUAUGUGAGCAAGAUUUUUUUUAAAACAAUUGCUUUAUUAGUGUUAUUUUCAGAAUGACUUUUUUUUCUAUUCAAAAUCAAAUCAAGAUUUAAUGUUUGGUACAAACCCAGAAAGGGUAUUUCAUAGUUUAAACCUUUCAUUCCCAGAGAUCUGAAAUAUCAUUUGUGGGUUUUGAGUGCAUCUUUAAAGUGCUUUAAAAAAACGUUUUAUAAGUAGGGAGAAAUGUUUAAAUAUUCUUACUUCGAGGGCUGCAGCGAACCUAAACAAAUCCAUACUCGAUUUUUCUUUUACCCCCUUGAAAAUAGUAUUUCCUUCAUUUCACAAAUUAAAAAACAAAAAUCUGACAUCAUCAGCCCACAUUUUGGCUAUCUAGUAUUCAUUUACAUUUAGCACUCAGCAGGACUAAUGAUUUUUGUAAACCAUUUUCUGGGGUGUACCAAAAACAUCUGAAUAGGUUUAGAAUAGCUAGAAUAGUUCCUUGACUUUCCUGGAACUUCAUUACCCUCUCAGCAUGCUUGCAGAGAGGUGGGUGGGCUCAUUCUUGCGGUCAGACUGCUUAGUUAGUGCUGUAUUUUUUAAACGUUUCUGUUCAGAGAACUUGCUUAAUCUUCCAUAUAUUCUGCUCAGGGCACUUGCAAUUAUUAGGUUUUUCUUUUUGUUUUUUAACCUUUGAUGGUAAGAGGAAUACGGGCUGCCACACAGACUUUGUUCUCGUUAGUAUCACUAUUGACAACUCAUGUGGACUCAGAGAAACACACACCACCUUUUGGCUUACUUCGAGUACAGAACUGACUGGAUCCACUAAACUAACACUAAGAUGCGAAAACACACGUGGUUUGCAGCAAUAGGAACAUCAUCAUUUUUGUGGUUCUAUUUCAGGUAUAGGAAUUAUAAAAAUAAUUGGUUCUUUCUAAGCACUUGUCCCAUUCAUUCUCUUGCUUUUUUAGCAUGUGCAAUACUUUCUGUGCCAAUAGAGUCUGACCAGUGUGCUCUCUAGUUAAAGCUUAUUCCCUUUCCGCUUCUUCCUUGUUUGGUUGAUCUUCCCCAUUCUGGCCAGAGCAGGGCUGGAGGGAAGGAGCCAGCAGGGAGAGCGCCUCCCACCUUUCCCUUGCUGCAGAUGCUGAGUGCUGGGGCGGGCAGCCUUCAGGAGCCCCGUGCGUCUGCUGCCGCGUUGCAGAAAAAGCCAGCCAAGGAGACCUGUCACCACAUGGAAUAGUGAAUGUGGAGUGUGGAGAGGAAGGAGACAGAUUCAUUUCUGAGACGCACUCUGGAGCCAGGUAGCCUGGAGUCAACCCAUUUUCCACGGUCUUUUCUGCGAGCGGGUAGGCCCCCUCCUCGGAGUCUGUGUCCUUGAGACUUGGAGCCCUGCCUCUGAGCCUGGACAGGAAGUAUGGCCUGUUGUGCGUGUGUUCUGAGCGUGCUGGCCAGUGGCUGUGGAGGGGACCACUGCCAACCACGGUCACCACUCCCUGUGGUAGCUUUCUCUUCAAAUAGGAAGAAUGCACAGAGGGCAGGAGCCUCCUGUUUGCAGACGCUGGCGGGCCCCGAGGCUCCCAGAGCAGCCUCUGUCACCGCUUCUGUGUAGCAAACAUUAACGAUGACAGGGGUAGAAAUUCUUCGGUGCCGUUCAGCUUACAAGGAUCAGCCAUGUGCCUCUGUACUAUGUCCACUUUGCAAUAUUUACUGACAGCCGUCUUUUGUUCUUUCUUUCCUGUUUUCCAUUUUUAAACUAAUAACAGCAGGCCUUUUGCGUUUACAGUGGAACACAAUCACCAAGAAAUUAGUCAGGGCGAAAAGAAAAAAUAAUAAUAUUAAUAAGAAACCAACAAACAAGAACCUCUCUUUCUAGGGAUUUCUAAAUAUAUAAAAUGACUGUUCCUUAGAAUGUUUAACUUAAGAAUUAUUUCAGUUUGUCUGGGCCACAUUGGGGCAGAGGGGGGAGGGAGGGAUACAGAGAUGGAUGCCGCUUACCUCAGAUCUUUUAAAGUGGAAAUCCAAAUUGCAUUUUCAUUGGGACUUUCAGGAUAAUUUUCUAUGUCGGUCAAUUUUUCGUUUUCCCUUACUCACCCAGUUUAGUUUGGGAUGAUUUGAUUUUUGUUGUUGAUCCCAUUUCUAACUCAGAAUUGUGAGCCUCUAUGUUUUCUGUUAGGUGAGUGUGUUGGGUUUCCCCCACCCCACCAGGAAGUGGCAGCAUCCCUCCUUCUCCCCUAAAGGGACUCUGCGGAACCUUUCACACCUCUUACUCAGGGACGGGGCUGGUGUGUGUGUGGUACACUGAUGUGUCCAGAAGCAGCACUUUGACUGCUCUGGAGUAGGGUUGUACAAUUUCAAGGAAUGUUUGGAUUUCCUGCAUCUUGUGGAUUACUCCUUAGAUACCGCAUAGAUUGCAAUAUAAUGCUGCAUGUUCAAGAUGAACAGUAGCUCCUAGUAAUCAUAAAAUCCACUCUUUGCACAUAGUUUGAUCUUUACAGAAAUAUGUUGCCAAAAUUUUUGUUGUUGUAGCUCUGGAUUUUGUUUUUUAAGGAAAUGAUUGACAAUACCCUUUUAACAUCUGUGACUACUAAGGAAACCUAUUUCUCUCACAGAAAAAUCUCCAGUGCUUUUGAAGACACUAAUGUCAUGCUAUUUCAGAUAUGGGUGAGGAAGCAGAGCUCUCGGACCGAAGGCCAGGCUUCUUGAGCUGUGCAGGUUGUCAUGGCUACUGUUUCAGGAGCCACAAGCAGCUCAACAGACUGGUCUGUUGUCUUCUGAAACUCUUUGCACUUCAAUUUGCACCAGGUGAAAAGAGGGCUGGCAGACUCCGUGGCCCAAUUCAGUUUCUUCGGUGGUGAUAUGAAAGGAAAGAGAAUUACAAUUUUUUUUUUUUUUGUAAGUGGAGUGGAGGCCUUUGCUUCCACAUUUGUUUUUAACCCAGGAUUUCUGAAAUAGAGAAUUUAAGAACACAUCAAGUAGUAACACGGAGAAUAUACUUUUUUAUAAAGCACACGCACCUGCUAUUGUGUUAGGUUGGUUUCCUCUCUUUUCCACGGACAGUGUUGUAUUUCUGGCAUAGGGAAACUCCAAACAACUUGCACACCUCUACUCCGGAGCUGAGAUUUCUUUUACAUAGAUGACCUCGCUUCAAAUGUUACCUUACUGAUAGGAUCUUUUCUUGUAGCACUAUAACCUUGUGGGAAUUUUUUUUUUUUAAUGUACACCUAAUUUGAGAAGCUGAAGAAAACAAAAUUUUGAAGCACUCACUUUGAGGAGUACAGGUAAUGUUUUUAAAAAUUGCACAAAAGAAAAAUGAAUGUCGAAAUGAUUCAUUCAGUGUUUGAAAGAUAAUGGAUCUGUUGAAACAAUGAGUUUCAUACUUUGUUUGUUUUAAAAAAAAAAUGAAAAAGCAGAGAAGGGUUGAAAGUUACAUGUUUUUUUGUACAUAGAAAUUUGUCAUGUCUAAAUGAUCAGAUUCGUAUGGUUACGGCCAGGAAGAAUUACUACGUAAAAGGCUCUUAAACUAUACCUAUGCUUAUGUUGUUUUUGUUACACAUGGCCCUCGUCUGAGGGAGGGGAACUCGUAUUCUGCUAUUUGAGAAUACUGUUCAUUCCUAUGCUGGAAGUACUUCUCUGAGCUCCCUUCUUAGUCUAAACCCUUAAGCCAUUGCAACUUCUUUUUCUUCAGAGAUGGUAUUUGACAUUUUCAGCACUUCUUGUUCCUAUAAACCCAAAGAAUAUAAUCUUGAACAUGAAGUGUUUGUAACAAGGAUUCCAGGCUACCAAUCAAAUAGGACUCAUUAUGGGGACAAAAAAAUAACUUCACCUUCUUUCCCCCCACACCUCAUUUAAAUGGGGGGCGUCAAAAUGCCUCAUUUUACUUUAGUUUCUUUAUAAAGAGGCCAAAAUAAAUGCGGAGCAACUUCUCAGAAUAGUAUUCCUGUCCACACAUCAAGCCGGACAGCGGAAACUGGACAGCUGUGGGGAUAUUAAGCACCCCGCUUUCAAUUCUUAAAUUCAGAAUCUCGUCCCCUCCCUUCUCAUGGAAGGCGAUCGUCCUGGUAGCUAACGUUCCCCUGUGUGGGCGGAGGGAAUGCCGGCUUCAGUUUUUCAUGUCCCUGUGACUUGCAUACAAAUGGUUCAACUGUAUUAAAAUUAAGUGCAUUUGGCCAAUAGGUAGUAUCUAUACAAUAACAAUCUCUAAGACUUUCCAUAACUUUUCUUACCUGAAAGGACUCAAGUCUUCCACUGCAGAUACAUUGGAGGCUUUGCCCACGUUUUCUUUCCCUUUAGUUCUUUUGCUGUCUGGGUGGCCGGUGAGCCUGUCCCCUUUUCUGUGGCCAAUCUGAAGGCCUUCAUUGGAAGCGCUGUUUACAGUCAUCCUUACCAAGAUAACAUCCUGUCCUCCAGAAUACCACGUAUUAGGUGACACUAGCUCGAGCUGUUGUUGUCUUCAGAGCAGUUACCAAGAAUCUCGGUGCAUAGGUUUUCUCUGGUUCUUACAGGAACUACCUACUCUCUCAGUUACCUGGUCCAGGAGUGGGGUAAAUCCUUGAGUCAGUGCAUUUGAACUUGAUACCUGUGCAUUCAGUUCUGUAAAGACUGCCCUUUUUUGGCGGGGUUUCUUCCUCUCCCCAGCCUGACUACUCAACUCUAAAUCCAAAUUAGUGUCAGCUGAAAGGAGGUUUCAAGAUAGUCCCUGUCAGUAUUUGUGGUGACCUUCAGAUUAGAGUCUUCGUUUCCAGCCAGUCGAGUCCUGGCCCGAGCGCCAUCUGUGAGACUCGUACCACUGGAUGUUUUAAUAACGGAUCAUUACCACCAAACUUCCAAUCAUAUGCCUCCCACAGGCCAAGGGAAAACAGACACCAGAACUUGGGUUGAGGGCACUACCAGACUGACAUGGCCAGUACGGAGGAGAACUAGGGAAGGAAUGUUUUGCACCUUAUUGAAAAGAAAAUUUUAAGUGCAUACAUAAUAGUUAAGAGCUUUUAUUGUGACAGGAGAACUUUUUUCCAUAUGCGUGCAUACUCUCUGUAAUUCCAGUGUAAAAUAUUGUACUUGCACUAGCUUUUUUAAAACAAAUAUUAAAAAAUGGAAGAAUUCAUAUUCUAUUUUCUAAUCGUGGUGUGUCUAUUUGUAGGAUACACUCGAGUCUGUUUAUUGAAUUUUAUGGUCCCUUUCUUUGAUGGUGCUUGCAGGUUUUCUAGGUAGAAAUUAUUUCAUUAUUAUAAUAAAACAAUGUUUGAUUCAAAAUUUGAACAAAAUUGUUUUAAAUAAAUUGUCUGUAUACCAGUACAAGUUUAUUGUUUCAGUAUACUCGUACUAAUAAAAUAACAGUGCCAAUUGCA
Messenger RNA from Callithrix jacchus (white-tufted-ear marmoset), 9470 nucleotides. RefSeq names its product ataxin 1 (gene ATXN1). Gene Ontology annotation, cellular component: nucleus. The record is from RefSeq and is a predicted model, not a curated record. NCBI's taxonomy places the organism in Eukaryota, Metazoa, Chordata, Mammalia, Primates, Cebidae. Gene Ontology annotation, biological process: nervous system development; negative regulation of transcription by RNA polymerase II. Gene Ontology annotation, molecular function: RNA binding; protein binding.